CCCCUCAGCCGCGGCCGGCGGCGGCGCCGGGAGCCCCAAAAGCGCCGAAAAUCGCCCCAAAAACGCCGAAAAUUCCCCCGAAACCGCCGGAAAAGCGCCCGGAACCGUCAGGAGCCGGCCCAGAAACGCCCGCGGGGCCUCGCCGGGCGGCGGAACCCCCCCCGCGCCUCCCCCGGCCCGCGGAGGGGGCGGCGGCGGCGGCCGCAGGGUCAAUGAGGCGGGGGCAUGGAGCCCGAGCCGGGGGGUGACGCCCCCAGGACCCCCAGCGUCCCCUGGCGCAGUUACAAGCUGCUGCUGGACCCCGCCCUGCGCCGGGGGGGACAGAAGCUCUACAGAUACGAUGGCGUGCACUUCAGCGUGCCCGAUUCGGGGUUCCCCCCGGCCGGGCCCGUGCAGGACCCGCGGCCCCGCAGGAUCUGGGCCAAGCACCGGGACCUGUCCCUGCCCGUGCCCAAGUUCAAGCUGGACGAGUUCUACGUGGGGCAGGUGCCGCUGAAGGAGGUGACCUUCGCGCGCCUCAACGACAACAUCCGCGAGGGCUUCCUGCGCGAGAUGUGCCGCAAGUUCGGCGAGGUGGAGGAGGUGGAGGUGCUGCUGCACCCCAAGACGCGCAAGCACCUGGGGCUGGCCCGCGUCACCUUCGGGUCCUCGCGGGGCGCCCGCGACACCGUGCGGCACCUGCACAACGCCACCGUCAUGGGCACGGCCAUCCACGCCCAGCUCGAUGUCAGGGGCCAGCAGAGGAUGGAGCUGUACGAUCUCAUUGUCAGUGGCCAGCAAAGGAUGAAGCUGUACGAUCUCAUUGUCAGUGGCUCCUACACGCCCCAGACGGUGCCCACGGGGGGCAGCAAAGCCUCGGGGGACCGGGGGGACACGCCGCCCCCCCCACUGGAGCCCCUCCCCCGGCGCCGCCCCUCGGCCGAGGGCGCCUUCGCCCCGCCCCCUCCGCCAGGCCCCGCCCCCUCCGGCAACAACGGCACCGCCCCAGAGGGGGGCGGGGCUGGGGGCGGGGCCUUCAGCGCCGGCCCGUUCGCAGCCCCGCCUCCUCCACCUGGCCCCGCCCCCUUCGGGGCCUUCGCUGACGGGAGCCCCUCCCCCUACGGGGGCAGGCUGCCCUUCCCCCCACCCGACCCCUUCCCCUCCCCCCGCCGCCCCCCGGACACGCCCCCCUCCCUGGCUGGGGGCGGAGCCUCUGGCGCGGUGGGCGUGGCCUCCGCAAUGGCGGGCGUGACCUCCGUCUGUGGGGGCGUGGUGUCUGCUGGAGUUGGGGGCGUGGUUUCCGGCGGUGUGGGCGUGGUCUCGCCCUUCCCCUCGCGCCGCCCGCCCCCUCCCCCGCCCCCCUCAGGCUCCUCCUCCUUCCUGCCCUUCGCCCCGCCCCCUCCGCCGCCCCGGGGCGUUUCCCCGCCCCCUCCGCCGCCCAUGGGGGGCUCCCCGGCCCGGGGGGGCUCCCCGGCCCCCGAGGGGACCCCCGAGAGCGUCCCCUUCGCGCAGCACAGCAGCCUGGACAUGCGCAUCGAGGCGCUGCUGCAGGGCGGGCAGCCACACCCCUUCUUCGCCCCGCCCCCUGCCCAUCACCACGAGGAGCACGAGGAGCUGGGGGAGGAGCCGCAGCGCCGCGAGGCCACGCCCCCUCCGCCCGCCCAGCCCCGCACCCCGCCCAGCCCCGCCCACUCGGUGAUGGGCGGGGAGGGGACCCCGCUGUUGUUAAUGGAGGGGGAGGGGCCGGCGGGAGGCCCCGCCCCCCCGCGCGAGGAGCCCCCCCGCGAGGAGCCCCCCCAGGACGGGGGAGGGGCAGGGGGGGGAGGGGAGGAGGGAGCGGCCCCGCCCCCCCCAGCGAGGAGCCCCCCCCGGGAGAACGGCACGGACGGGCUCUCCUCGGGGGAGGACAUGGAAAUCUCCUCGGAUGACGCCGCCGAGGCCCCGCCCCCCCCGCUGCCCCCCUCCCCCUUCCCGUCCCCGCCCCCUCCCCCCUCGUUCCCGCCCCCCCCGCCCCCCCUCAUGGCCGUGCCCCUCCCCCCCCCGCGGCCCCUCCCCCCGCCCGAUUUCGGGGCCUCCCCUCCCCCCCCAGCGCUGUUCGAGCUCCUGGGGCGCCUGGGAGGGGGCGGGGCGGGGGGCGGGGCCCGCUGGGCAGGGGGCGGGGCCGCGGGGGGCGCGGCCGCGGGGGGCGGGGCCGGCGUGGUGCCUCCUCCCCCACCCCCAUUCCAGCUGCAGACGCAGCUGCUGAGCAGGCUCCGCCCAUCGGGGGGCGGGGCCUCAGCAUCCAAAGCCCCGCCUCCAUUCGGGGUGGGCGUGCCUCCCUUCGCCCCACCCCCUUUCGCCCCGCCCCCGCAUUUCCCGCCUUUUUCCCCCCAAUUCGGGGAGGAGCGGCCGCCGGGCACGGAGCCGGCCCCGCCCCCGCCGCCCUUGCCCCGCCCCCCGGAGCCCCCCGGGGUGGGCGCGGCCCCCGAUUGGGGCGGGGGGCCCGUGGAGGGCGUGCUGGCGGCGCUGGUGCACGAGAUGAAGGCCACCAUGCAGAGGGACCUCAACAGGAAGAUGGUGGAGAACGUGGCCUUCCGCGCCUUCGACGCCUGGUGGGAGCGCAAGGAGGAGCAGGUCAAGCCGUUCCAGUCGGGGCGGGGCCGGGAGGAGCCCCCGGAGCGGGCGAGGCCGAAGGAGCCGCCCCCGGCCCUGCUCUCCCUCGUGGAGUGGGCGCGGGGAGGGGGCGCGGGGCUCCGGGGGGCACUGAGGCUGCCGUCAUUCAAGGUGAAGCGGAAAGAGCCAUCGGAGCUGGGCGAGGGGGGGGAGGAGAAGAGACCCCGGCCCCCGACCCCCCCCGAGGAGGAUGAGGAUGGUGAGACCCCUCCCCAAAAACCCCAAAAAACCCCAAAGCCCUCAAAAAAACCCCAAAAUCCCCCGAAUUCACCCCAAACUGCAGAGAAGGAGCUGCCGCGCCCCGAGGGCCCCGGGAAGCGCCGGAAGCUUUUCCGGCUGGACAGCGAGGGCGAGGAGGCGUCCGAGGAGUCAUCGUCGGCCAAGGAGGAGGAGGAGGAGGAGGAGCGCGAGGCCGAAGCGGCGGCGCAGAGGAGGAGGAGGAGGAGGAGGGGGAGGAAGGGCGAGGCGCCCCUCCCCCCGCCGGGGGGCGCCCGCAGGGACGGCGAGAGGAGGGGACCCCCCCCCAGGAGGGGACACGAGGAGGAGGAGGAGGAGGAGGAGGAGGCCGAAGGCAGCAGCGAAGGCUCCUCCAAGCUCUCGCUGUACGAGGGGGGGCGGGGCAGCAGUUCCUCCUCGGCGCCCCCGUCUUCAUCGUCAUCGUCCUCGUCAUCGUCAUCCUCGUCAUCGUCAUCGUCGUCAUCGUCCUCGUCAUCCUCCGAGGACGAGGCCGAAGAGCGCCCGGAGCCGCCCCGGCCCCCCGAGCCCAAACCCGCCCCGCCCCCCCCGCCCCGCCCCUCCUCGCCCAUCCCCCUCCUGCCUCCCCCCAAGAAGCGCCGCAAGCCGGAGGAGCCGGCCCCGCCCCCCCCGGUCACCGGCCCCGCCCCCAGCGCCGGCCCCGCCCCCAGCACCAGCCCCUCCCUCCCCAAGCCCCUCCCGCCGCCAGCCCCGCCCCCUCCGCCGGCUCCGCCCCGCCGCAGGGACCCGCCCCGCCCACCCCCGGCGGCCCCGCCCCCUCCCCGGCCAGUGUCCAAUCUCCCGGCCGACCACGCCUCCCUCGUCAAGAGUUGGGGCGGGGCCGGUGGCAACGACGACCCCGCCCUCUGCGGGGGCGGGGCUGGGAUCGCCCCCCCGCCCCGGCGCCCCGCCCCUCCCCGGCGCCCCGCCCCGCCCGGCCGCGCCCCCGCCGACCACCUGGGCGCGUCCUCGCUGCUGGAGCUGGCGCGGGGCGGGGCCGGCCACGCCCACCCGCCACACCCACCACACUCACAGCGGGGCGGGGCCCAGCAAUCGGGGGGCGGGGACCUGGCGGUGCUGGCCGCCAUCGCCCUCACCCGCGGCGACGGGGACAGCGACGGGGACAGCGACAGCGACGGGGACAGCGACGCCCCCGAGGGACCCCCGGCACCCCCAAACCGGGACCCCCCCGUGCUGCUGGAGCACAACUACGCCGUGCCCCUGGCCCGGGCCACGCCCCACAGAGCCCCGCCCCCGCCGGCCACGCCCGGCCACGCCCCGUGCCUCGAGGAGGUGCUGGAGGCGCCCGAGGAGGUGGUGGCCGAGCUGCCCCCGCCCGGCGCCACCGAGGCCACCACGGGCGGGGUGACAGCACCGCCAUCGUCAGCGCCAUCGGCGCCACCGGCACGGCGCAAACGGCACCGGGCGGCGCCGCCGCCAUCGUCCUCGAGCGACAGCGAGGAUGAGGAUGGUGACAGCGACAGCAGCGACAGCGACAGCAGCAGCGACAGCGACAGCAGCGACGGCGGCCGGCGCUGGCUGCGCCCCCGCAACGGCGGCGACGGCGGCAACGUCCCCGCGUCCCCGGCGCCCGCGGUGGCGUUCGCGCCGCGCAGCGAGUUCGAGCAGAUGACGAUCCUGUACGACAUCUGGAGCGCCGGGCUGGACGCCGAGGACGCGCGGUUCCUGCGGCUCACCUACGAGCGGCUGCUGCAGCAGGACGGGGCCGCGCACUGGCUCAACGACACCCACUGGGUGCCACACACUGUGACGCGCUGGAGCAGCCCGCGGUGCCGCAGCAGCCGCAGCGGCCGCCGGCGCCGGCGCUGGCCCGAGAGCCGCGAGCACCGCACGGGCAGCGCGCGCAGCGAGGGCUGGUACCCCAUCAGCCGGCGCGAGAAGGCGCGCUACCUGCGGCCCUGCCCCGCGCCGCGCCCCGACCCCGACGCGCCUGACACGCAGGGUCCCAACCGCGUACUGUCGGAGCGGCGCUCGGAGCAGCGGCGCCUGCUCAGCGCCAUCGGCUCGGCCGCGCUGCCGGACAGCGAUCUGCUCAAGCUCAACCAGCUCAAGUUCCGCAAGAAGCGGCUCCGCUUCGGCCGCAGCCGCAUCCACGAGUGGGGCCUGUUCGCCAUGGAGCCGAUCGCGGCCGACGAGAUGGUGAUUGAGUACGUGGGGCAGAACAUCCGCCAGGUGGUGGCUGACAUGCGUGAGAAGCGCUACGCCCAGGAGGGCAUCGGCAGCAGUUACCUGUUCCGCGUGGACCACGACACCAUCAUCGACGCCACCAAGUGCGGCAACCUGGCGCGCUUCAUCAACCACUGCUGCACGCCCAACUGCUACGCCAAGGUGAUCACCAUCGAGGCGCAGAAGAAGAUCGUCAUCUACUCCAAGCAGCCCAUCGGCGUCAACGAGGAGAUCACCUACGACUACAAGUUCCCCAUCGAGGACACCAAGAUCCCGUGCCUGUGCCGCACCGAGAGCUGCCGCGGCACGCUCAACUAGGCCGGAUAUGGCCCAGACUGGGGCUGGCUGCUGGCCCGGGCCGGGGCUGGGCACCAGGGGCGGUUUGGGGCGGCCACCGUUGGGGUUUGGCCACCCGGGUCCGUGGUUGGGUGGCACAGCUGAUCUUUGAUCACCAAGGCUGACCUUUGGCCACCAGGGUUGGUGUUUGGCCACCAAAGUCGGCUUUUGGCCUCCAGGGUUGGCUUCUGGCCACUGUUUGGCUGCCACCAUUGACUCUCAGUCACCGUGGUUGACCCGUGGCCACCAUGGUCGGUGCGUGGCUGCCAAAAUUGGCCUUUGAUCACAGUUUGGCCACCAGGGUUGGCGUCUGGGCCACCAUAAAUGACCUUUGGCCACCAGGGUCGGUGUUUGGGUGCCACCAUUGACCUUCCAUCACAGUUUGGCCACCAGGGUCGUCCCGAGGGGCCACCACUGACCCGAGGACGCCGGGAGCUGCGCUUUGGCCGAGGGGACACCUGGGUGACCUUUGGCCACCAUCGCUGACGUCAUCGCUGUGGCCACGCCCUGGGGGGGGGUCACCGUCACCAUCAACCCCUCCCCCGAUGGCCGUGAUGUCACCGCAGCCCCUCCUCCCCCCCCCCCGCGCAGUGCCCGUGAUGACGUCACCACGACACCGCCGUGACAUCAUCGCGGUGAUGUCACCGCCCCCCAUCCAGAAAAAGGCUCUUGUUCCUUUUUCCUCCCUUUUUUUUUUUGGCUGUUUCUUGUAGAAACUCGGGGCGUGUCUGGGGGGGGGAGGGGCUGGGACCCUGCAGAGGGGAGGGGGGGGAUGUGAGGGGGGUCCGCCCCUCCCCCCCCGCCCCUCCCCCCC
Molecule: messenger RNA, 6202 nt
Organism: Zonotrichia leucophrys gambelii
Lineage: Eukaryota; Metazoa; Chordata; Aves; Passeriformes; Passerellidae
Product: histone-lysine N-methyltransferase SETD1A-like
Exons: 19
Coding region: 226-5370 (1714 amino acids)
Cellular component (GO): Set1C/COMPASS complex
Molecular function (GO): protein binding; RNA binding; histone H3K4 methyltransferase activity
Source: RefSeq, a predicted model, not a curated record